This is a messenger RNA of Dibothriocephalus latus, 375 nucleotides long. The record is from the annotation of a GenBank genome assembly. NCBI's taxonomy places the organism in Eukaryota, Metazoa, Platyhelminthes, Cestoda, Diphyllobothriidea, Diphyllobothriidae.
AUGCACUCAGAAGAAGUACGAAGAACUGAACUGAAGUGGUACCGUAAAUUGGCCAUAGAGUUGUUGACAGGAACUGCUGUAGUAAAUGCCUGGGUACUCUACAAUCAGUUUCUUAGCCAAAAAAAGACAAUGGGUAUGACCGAAUUCAACGAAUAUCUAGUCAUGUCACUCAUUACUGGAAAAAUGAAUGAAGAAAUGCUUCCAGGAUCAAAGCGUUCCGAUAUUGGAGGCCUGCGUUCCAGCCAUACAUUAGUUGAAGCUGAAGGCCCAAAGCUCAAAACAAGAAAACCCUGCAUGUCCUGCUAUGAAAUCAUUGCUAACAAUGAAGGCAGUUCAGAAGCGAGACAAAGCAAGGAGAGUGACUACAUUUUGUGA